AUGGAAGUUCUUUUACCAGCUUUGAUCAUACUUUCGAUAUCAAAUAUUUGCUUGGGAAAGGAAAUCGAUUUAAUUUCAAGAACGCAAUUUCUGAAAGAUGGGGAUACCAUCAUCUCAAAAGGUGGAACCUUUGUGAUGGGAUUUUUUAGUCCCACCAAUUCCUCAAACCGAUAUGUAGGAAUCUGGUACAAAAAAAUUCCUGUUCAGACAGUGGUUUGGGUUGCAAACAGAGAUGCUCCACUUGCUAACACAACUUCAGCAGCCUUGAAGAUUACCCUGGGAGGCCAACUUUCACUUCUUGGAGACAAAGGUCAGGCUGUUUGGUCCGCGAACACAUCAAGAUCAACGGUGCAAAAUCCGGUUGCAGAGUUGCUGGAUACUGGGAACCUUGUGGUGAGAGAUGCAGAUGAUGAAAAGCUGCAGAAUUUUCUGUGGCAAAGUUUUGAUUAUCCAACUGAUCAUUGGUUACCCGGAAUGAAGCUUGGGUGGAACUUACAGACUGGUCAUGAGGUUUUUUUUACAGCUUGGAAGGGUGAAAAUGACCCAGCUUCAGGCCAAUAUACACUGCACCUGGAUCCUGCUGGAUACCCACAACUUAUUAUCAAGAAUGGAACAGCUGAGGUUUUUAGCACAGGUCCAUGGAAUGGUUUGCGCUUUAGUGUAACAUCAAGUGAACAGAGCAGCAGCAACCUUGGCGCACAUGGACUGGUUAUAAAUAAAAAAGAGGUUUAUGUUUGGUAUAAUCCCAAUAAUGUUUUGGGUUUAAUUAGAUUUGUUGUUACAAGCAAUGGUAUUAUAAAAUCAUGGGUAUGGGAAGAUGAGAUGAACCAAUGGGUGAGUUAUCGUAGCCAACCAUCAGAUACUUGUGGCGCAUACGGUUUAUGUGGUGGAAAUAGUGUCUGCGACAGCCACAGGUUGUGUAUGUUUAGACAAUUUUGA
This is a messenger RNA of Ipomoea nil (Japanese morning glory), 939 nucleotides long. RefSeq names its product G-type lectin S-receptor-like serine/threonine-protein kinase At4g27290. The record is from RefSeq and is a predicted model, not a curated record. Lineage: Eukaryota; Viridiplantae; Streptophyta; Magnoliopsida; Solanales; Convolvulaceae. Gene Ontology annotation, biological process: recognition of pollen. The transcript has a single exon. The coding region runs from base 1 to 939 and encodes 312 amino acids.